AUGGCGGCACAGCAAGCAGCAGUGAUAGCCAGAGAAGCAGCAUUGGGGGAGAGGGAGGAAGGGGUGACGCAGAGGGAGGAGCGAGUGAGGGCGAGGGAGGAGAGAGUGAAGGAGAGGGAGGAGGUGGUGAGGGUGCGGGAGGAGAAGGUGAGGGCGAGAGAGGUGGAGUGGCAGAAGCAGAGAGGUUCAGCUGCCUUGGCUGCUUCUGGUGGCGGGAAAGUGGCUUCACAAGCAAAGGUGGCUGAUCUGUGCCGCAGGGAGAAGCAGCUGCAGGCAAGCCAGGUGAGGGAUGUGCAGCUGCAGGCAAGCCAGGUGAGGGAUGUGCAGCUACAGGCAAACCAGGUGAGGGAUGUGCAGCUGCAGGCAAGCCAGGUGAGGGAUGUGCAGCUGCAGGCAAACCAGGUGAGGGAUGUGCAGCUGCAGGCAAACCAGGUGAGGGAUGUGCAGCUGCAGGCAAACCAGGUGAGGGAUGUGCAGCUGCAGGCAAACCAGGUGAGGGAUGUGCAGCUGCAGGCAAACCAGGUGAGGUAUGUGCAGCUACAGGCAAACCAGGUGAGGGAUGUGCAGCUACAGGCAAACCAGGUGAGGGAUGUGCAGCUGCAGGCAAACCAGGUGAGGGAUGUGCAGCUACAGGCAAACCAGGUGAGGGAUGUGCAGCUACAGGCAAACCAGGUGAGGGAUGUGCAGCUACAGGCAAACCAGGUGAGGGAUGUGCAGCUACAGGCAAACCAGGUGAGGGAUGUGCAGCUACAGGCAAACCAGGUGAGGGAUGUGCAGCUACAGGCAAACCAGGUGAGGGAUGUGCAGCUACAGGCAAACCAGGUGAGGGAUGUGCAGCUACAGGCAAACCAGGUGAGGGAUGUGCAGCUACAGGCAAACCAGGCAAACCAGGUGAGGGAUGUGCAGCUGCAGGCAAACCAGGUGAGGGAUGUGCAGCUACAGGCAAACCAGGUGAGGGAUGUGCAGCUACAGGCAAACCAGGUGAGGGAUGUGCAGCUACAGGCAAACCAGGUGAGGGAUGUGCAGCUACAGGCAAACCAGGUGAGGGAUGUGCAGCUGCAGGCAAACCAGGUGAGGGAUGUGCAGCUACAGGCAAACCAGGUGAGGGAUGUGCAGCUGCAGGCAAACCAGGUGAGGGAUGUGCAGCUACAGGCAAACCAGGUGAGGGAUGUGCAGCUACAGGCAAACCAGGUGAGGGAUGUGCAGCUACAGGCAAACCAGGUGAGGGAUGUGCAGCUACAGGCAAACCAGGUGAGGGAUGUGCAGCUACAGGCAAACCAGGUGAGGGAUGUGCAGCUACAGGCAAUCCAGGUGAGGGAUGUGCAGAUACAGGCAAACCAGGUGAGGGAUGUGCAGCUACAGGCAAACCAGGUGAGGGAUGUGCAGCUACAGGCAAACCAGGUGAGGGAUGUGCAGCUACAGGCAAACCAGGUGAGGGAUGUGCAGCUACAGGCAAACCAGGUGAGGGAUGUGCAGCUACAGGCAAACCAGGUGAGGGAUGUGCAGCUACAGGCAAACCAGGUGAGGGAUGUGCAGCUACAGGCAAACCAGGUGAGGGAUGUGCAGCUACAGGCAAACCAGGUGAGGGAUGUGCAGCUACAGGCAAACCAGGUGAGGGAUGUGCAGCUACAGGCAAACCAGGUGAGGGAUGUGCAGCUACAGGCAAACCAGGUGAGGGAUGUGCAGCUACAGGCAAACCAGGUGAGGGAUGUGCAGCUACAGGCAAACCAGGUGAGGGAUGUGCAGCUACAGACAAACCAGGUGAGGGAUGUGCAGCUACAGGCAAACCAGGUGAGGGAUGUGCAGCUACAGGCAAACCAGGUGAGGGAUGUGCAGCUACAGGCAAACCAGGUGAGGGAUGUGCAGCUACAGGCAAACCAGGUGAGGGAUGUGCAGCUACAGGCAAACCAGGUGAGGGAUGUGCAGCUACAGGCAAACCAGGUGAGGGAUGUGCAGCUACAGGCAAACCAGGUGAGGGAUGUGCAGCUACAGGCAAACCAGGUGAGGGAUGUGCAGCUACAGGCAAACCAGGUGAGGGAUGUGCAGCUACAGGCAAACCAGGUGAGGGAUGUGCAGCUACAGGCAAACCAGGUGAGGGAUGUGCAGCUACAGGCAAACCAGGUGAGGGAUGUGCAGCUACAGGCAAACCAGGUGAGGGAUGUGCAGCUACAGGCAAACCAGGUGAGGGAUGUGCAGCUACAGGCAAACCAGGUGAGGGAUGUGCAGCUACAGGCAAACCAGGUGAGGGAUGUGCAGCUACAGGCAAACCAGGUGAGGGAUGUGCAGCUACAGGCAAACCAGGUGAGGGAUGUGCAGCUACAGGCAAACCAGGUGAGGGAUGUGCAGCUACAGGCAAACCAGGUGAGGGAUGUGCAGCUACAGGCAAACCAGGUGAGGGAUGUGCAGCUACAGGCAAACCAGGUGAGGGAUGUGCAGCUACAGGCAAACCAGGUGAGGGAUGUGCAGCUACAGGCAAACCAGGUGAGGGAUGUGCAGCUACAGGCAAACCAGGUGAGGGAUGUGCAGCUACAGGCAAACCAGGUGAGGGAUGUGCAGCUACAGGCAAACCAGGUGAGGGAUGUGCAGCUACAGGCAAACCAGGUGAGGGAUGUGCAGCUACAGGCAAACCAGGUGAGGGAUGUGCAGCUACAGGCAAACCAGGUGAGGGAUGUGCAGCUACAGGCAAACCAGGUGAGGGAUGUGCAGCUACAGGCAAACCAGGUGAGGGAUGUGCAGCUACAGGCAAACCAGGUGAGGGAUGUGCAGCUACAGGCAAACCAGGUGAGGGAUGUGCAGCUACAGGCAAACCAGGUGAGGGAUGUGCAGCUACAGGCAAACCAGGUGAGGGAUGUGCAGCUACAGGCAAACCAGGUGAGGGAUGUGCAGCUACAGGCAAACCAGGUGAGGGAUGUGCAGCUACAGGCAAACCAGGUGAGGGAUGUGCAGCUACAGGCAAACCAGGUGAGGGAUGUGCAGCUACAGGCAAACCAGGUGAGGGAUGUGCAGCUGCAGGCAAACCAGGUGAGGGAUGUGCAGCUACAGGCAAACCAGGUGAGGGAUGUGCAGCUACAGGCAAACCAGGUGAGGGAUGUGCAGCUACAGGCAAACCAGGUGAGGGAUGUGCAGCUACAGACAAACCAGGUGAGGGAUGUGCAGCUACAGGCAAACCAGGUGAGGGAUGUGCAGCUACAGGCAAACCAGGUGAGGGAUGUGCAGCUACAGGCAAACCAGGUGAGGGAUGUGCAGCUACAGGCAAACCAGGUGAGGGAUGUGCAGCUACAGGCAAACCAGGUGAGGGAUGUGCAGCUACAGGCAAACCAGGUGAGGGAUGUGCAGCUACAGGCAAACCAGGUGAGGGAUGUGCAGCUACAGGCAAACCAGGUGAGGGAUGUGCAGCUACAGGCAAACCAGGUGAGGGAUGUGCAGCUACAGGCAAACCAGGUGAGGGAUGUGCAGCUACAGGCAAACCAGGUGAGGGAUGUGCAGCUACAGGCAAACCAGGUGAGGGAUGUGCAGCUACAGGCAAACCAGGUGAGGGAUGUGCAGCUACAGGCAAACCAGGUGAGGGAUGUGCAGCUACAGGCAAACCAGGUGAGGGAUGUGCAGCUGCAGGCAAACCAGGUGAGGGAUGUGCAGCUACAGGCAAACCAGGUGAGGGAUGUGCAGCUACAGGCAAACCAGGUGAGGGAUGUGCAGCUACAGGCAAACCAGGUGAGGGAUGUGCAGCUACAGGCAAACCAGGUGAGGGAUGUGCAGCUACAGGCAAACCAGGUGAGGGAUGUGCAGCUACAGGCAAUCCAGGUGAGGGAUGUGCAGAUACAGGCAAACCAGGUGAGGGAUGUGCAGCUACAGGCAAACCAGGUGAGGGAUGUGCAGCUACAGGCAAACCAGGUGAGGGAUGUGCAGCUACAGGCAAACCAGGUGAGGGAUGUGCAGCUACAGGCAAACCAGGUGAGGGAUGUGCAGCUACAGGCAAACCAGGUGAGGGAUGUGCAGCUACAGGCAAACCAGGUGAGGGAUGUGCAGCUACAGGCAAACCAGGUGAGGGAUGUGCAGCUACAGGCAAACCAGGUGAGGGAUGUGCAGCUACAGGCAAACCAGGUGAGGGAUGUGCAGCUACAGGCAAACCAGGUGAGGGAUGUGCAGCUACAGGCAAACCAGGUGAGGGAUGUGCAGCUACAGGCAAACCAGGUGAGGGAUGUGCAGCUACAGGCAAACCAGGUGAGGGAUGUGCAGCUACAGACAAACCAGGUGAGGGAUGUGCAGCUACAGGCAAACCAGGUGAGGGAUGUGCAGCUACAGGCAAACCAGGUGAGGGAUGUGCAGCUACAGGCAAACCAGGUGAGGGAUGUGCAGCUACAGGCAAACCAGGUGAGGGAUGUGCAGCUACAGGCAAACCAGGUGAGGGAUGUGCAGCUACAGGCAAACCAGGUGAGGGAUGUGCAGCUACAGGCAAACCAGGUGAGGGAUGUGCAGCUACAGGCAAACCAGGUGAGGGAUGUGCAGCUACAGGCAAACCAGGUGAGGGAUGUGCAGCUACAGGCAAACCAGGUGAGGGAUGUGCAGCUACAGGCAAACCAGGUGAGGGAUGUGCAGCUACAGGCAAACCAGGUGAGGGAUGUGCAGCUACAGGCAAACCAGGUGAGGGAUGUGCAGCUACAGGCAAACCAGGUGAGGGAUGUGCAGCUACAGGCAAACCAGGUGAGGGAUGUGCAGCUACAGGCAAACCAGGUGAGGGAUGUGCAGCUACAGGCAAACCAGGUGAGGGAUGUGCAGCUACAGGCAAACCAGGUGAGGGAUGUGCAGCUACAGGCAAACCAGGUGAGGGAUGUGCAGCUACAGGCAAACCAGGUGAGGGAUGUGCAGCUACAGGCAAACCAGGUGAGGGAUGUGCAGCUACAGGCAAACCAGGUGAGGGAUGUGCAGCUACAGGCAAACCAGGUGAGGGAUGUGCAGCUACAGGCAAACCAGGUGAGGGAUGUGCAGCUACAGGCAAACCAGGUGAGGGAUGUGCAGCUACAGGCAAACCAGGUGAGGGAUGUGCAGCUACAGGCAAACCAGGUGAGGGAUGUGCAGCUACAGGCAAACCAGGUGAGGGAUGUGCAGCUACAGGCAAACCAGGUGAGGGAUGUGCAGCUACAGGCAAACCAGGUGAGGGAUGUGCAGCUACAGGCAAACCAGGUGAGGGAUGUGCAGCUACAGGCAAACCAGGUGAGGGAUGUGCAGCUACAGGCAAACCAGGUGAGGGAUGUGCAGCUACAGGCAAACCAGGUGAGGGAUGUGCAGCUACAGGCAAACCAGGUGAGGGAUGUGCAGCUACAGGCAAACCAGGUGAGGGAUGUGCAGCUACAGGCAAACCAGGUGAGGGAUGUGCAGCUACAGGCAAACCAGGUGAGGGAUGUGCAGCUACAGGCAAACCAGGUGAGGGAUGUGCAGCUACAGGCAAACCAGGUGAGGGAUGUGCAGCUACAGGCAAACCAGGUGAGGGAUGUGCAGCUGCAGGCAAACCAGGUGAGGGAUGUGCAGCUACAGGCAAACCAGGUGAGGGAUGUGCAGCUACAGGCAAACCAGGUGAGGGAUGUGCAGCUGCAGGCAAACCAGGUGAGGGAUGUGCAGCUACAGGCAAACCAGGUGAGGGAUGUGCAGCUACAGGCAAACCAGGUGAGGGAUGUGCAGCUGCAGGCAAACCAGGUGAGGGAUGUGCAGCUGCAGGCAAACCAGGUGAGGGAUGUGCAGCUGCAGGCAAACCAGGUGAGGGAUGUGCAGCUGCAGGCAAACCAGGUGAGGGAUGUGCAGCUGCAGGCAAACCAGGCAAACCAGGUGAGGGAUGUGCAGCUACAGGCAAACCAGGUGAGGGAUGUGCAGCUGCAGGCAAACCAGGUGAGGGAUGUGCAGCUACAGGCAAACCAGGUGAGGGAUGUGCAGCUGCAGGCAAACCAGGUGAGGGAUGUGCAGCUACAGGCAAACCAGGUGAGGGAUGUGCAGCUACAGGCAAACCAGGUGAGGGAUGUGCAGCUACAGGCAAACCAGGUGAGGGAUGUGCAGCUACAGGCAAACCAGGUGAGGGAUGUGCAGCUACAGGCAAACCAGGUGAGGGAUGUGCAGCUACAGGCAAACCAGGUGAGGGAUGUGCAGCUACAGGCAAACCAGGUGAGGGAUGUGCAGCUACAGGCAAACCAGGUGAGGGAUGUGCAGCUACAGGCAAACCAGGCAAACCAGGUGAGGGAUGUGCAGCUGCAGGCAAACCAGGUGAGGGAUGUGCAGCUACAGGCAAACCAGGUGAGGGAUGUGCAGCUGCAGGCAAACCAGGUGAGGGAUGUGCAGCUGCAGGCAAACCAGGUGAGGGAUGUGCAGCUGCAGGCAAACCAGGUGAGGGAUGUGCAGCUGCAGGCAAACCAGGUGAGGGAUGUGCAGCUGCAGGCAAACCAGGUGAGGGAUGUGCAGCUGCAGGCAAACCAGGCAAACCAGGUGAGGGAUGUGCAGCUACAGGCAAACCAGGUGAGGGAUGUGCAGCUGCAGGCAAACCAGGUGAGGGAUGUGCAGCUACAGGCAAACCAGGUGAGGGAUGUGCAGCUGCAGGCAAACCAGGUGAGGGAUGUGCAGCUACAGGCAAACCAGGUGAGGGAUGUGCAGCUACAGGCAAACCAGGUGAGGGAUGUGCAGCUACAGGCAAACCAGGUGAGGGAUGUGCAGCUACAGGCAAACCAGGUGAGGGAUGUGCAGCUACAGGCAAACCAGGUGAGGGAUGUGCAGCUACAGGCAAACCAGGUGAGGGAUGUGCAGCUACAGGCAAACCAGGUGAGGGAUUUGCAGCUACAGGCAAACCAGGUGAGGGAUGUGCAGCUACAGGCAAACCAGGUGAGGGAUGUGCAGCUACAGGCAAACCAGGUGAGGGAUGUGCAGCUACAGGCAAACCAGGUGAGGGAUGUGCAGCUGCAGGCAAACCAGGUGAGGGAUGUGCAGCUACAGGCAAACCAGGUGAGGGAUGUGCAGCUACAGGCAAACCAGGUGAGGGAUGUGCAGCUGCAGGCAAACCAGGUGAGGGAUGUGCAGCUACAGGCAAACCAGGUGAGGGAUGUGCAGCUACAGGCAAACCAGGUGAGGGAUGUGCAGCUACAGGCAAACCAGGUGAGGGAUGUGCAGCUACAGGCAAACCAGGUGAGGGAUGUGCAGCUGCAGGCAAACCAGGUGAGGGAUGUGCAGCUACAGGCAAACCAGGUGAGGGAUGUGCAGCUGCAGGCAAACCAGGUGAGGGAUGUGCAGCUACAGGCAAACCAGGUGAGGGAUGUGCAGCUGCAGGCAAACCAGGUGAGGGAUGUGCAGCUGCAGGCAAACCAGGUGAGGGAUGUGCAGCUACAGGCAAACCAGGUGAGGGAUGUGCAGCUGCAGGCAAACCAGGUGAGGGAUGUGCAGCUGCAGGCAAACCAGGUGAGGGAUGUGCAGCUGCAGGCAAACCAGGUGAGGGAUGUGCAGCUGCAGGCAAACCAGGUGAGGGAUGUGCAGCUGCAGGCAAACCAGGUGAGGGAUGUGCAGCUGCAGGCAAACCAGGUGAGGGAUGUGCAGCUACAGGCAAACCAGGUGAGGGAUGUGCAGCUACAGGCAAACCAGGUGAGGGAUGUGCAGCUACAGGCAAACCAGGUGAGGGAUGUGCAGCUACAGGCAAACCAGGUGAGGGAUGUGCAGCUACAGGCAAACCAGGUGAGGGAUGUGCAGCUACAGGCAAACCAGGUGAGGGAUGUGCAGCUGCAGGCAAACCAGGUGAGGGAUGUGCAGCUGCAGGCAAACCAGGUGAGGGAUGUGCAGCUGCAGGCAAACCAGGUGAGGGAUGUGCAGCUACAGGCAAACCAGGUGAGGGAUGUGCAGCUGCAGGCAAACCAGGUGAGGGAUGUGCAGCUACCAGCAGGCAAACCAGGUGAGGGAUGUGCAGCUGCAGGCAAACCAGGUGAGGGAUGUGCAGCUGCAGGCAAACCAGGUGAGGGAUGUGCAGCUACCAGCAGGCAAACCAGGACGGGAGAGAGCUCUUCAGCAGGCAUGGGCUCAGCACCGCCUGCACCUGCAGGCCAUCGGGUGGACUGCACGAGGGGGCGGGGCACAGGGGCAGGGGCAGGGGCAGGGGCAGGGGCAGGGGCAGGGGCAGGGGCAGGGGCAGGGGCAGGGGCAGGGGCAGGGGCAGGGGCAGGGGCAGGGGCAGGGGCAGGGGCAGGGGCAGGGGCAGGGGCAGGGGCAGGGGCAGGGGCAGGGGCAGGGGCAGGGGCAGGGGCAGGGGCAGGGGCAGGGGCAGGGGCAGGGGCAGGGGCAGGGGCAGCAGCAGCAGCAGGGGCAGGGGCAGGGGCAGGGGCAGGGGCAGGGGCAGGGGCAGGGGCAGGGGCAGGGGCAGGGGCAGGGGCAGGGGCAGGGGCAGGGGCAGGGGCAGGGAAUGCAAGAAAAGGAGCAAGGGGGCACAUCGGCAACGGAUGA
Molecule: messenger RNA, 8457 nt
Organism: Closterium sp. Yama58-4
Lineage: Eukaryota; Viridiplantae; Streptophyta; Zygnematophyceae; Desmidiales; Closteriaceae
Source: the annotation of a GenBank genome assembly